GAGUUUAGAAACAGUAGACUCUGAAUGCCCUGUGGUCAGUGGUAGUUGCCAGGGAAAAAUUCUCGCCGCUUUAUUUCGCAAAAUUGAAGUCGAGUUUAGCAGUUAAUUAUUUAUGUUUUGGAAGAAUCAUCUUGCGGUAUGCGAGCUGCUAAUUGCCAUGGCACAGACCCUAUCAUGAACUGUUAUAAAGCGUUGGAACCGUUUCGCUUAGCACAGAAGAAUCGGAAUUGAGCAAGGCCAUCUACUUGCUUUUGUUGCUGUUGGGUUUCUAUGCUGCUGAUACGGGGGUUGGCACCUGCUACUGAAAUUCAUUUGAAACAAUAUGGAGGUGAAUUAUUUUUAAAGACAAAUACUGGCUUGUUUGCAGAAGACUUUGACUUAUAUGACAGAUCAAGGCGAAGAAAAUCAUGUUAUUUCAGGAUCGUAGUAGGACAUCUGUUCAGAUUAAUAAUGUUCAACUUAUGUAAACGAGAAAUUUAAUGGUGAUUACAGGCUGAAUAUCUCGUCAUGAAAGCUAGAAGAUCAUGUCUCAAGGUUUUUGUAGCAUUUGCAGUAUUUGCAUCCACUCUAUCAUUCUCGGUUGCAGCCUUGGUUAUAUACAAACCGGUAGAUCCCGAAAUCUCAUGGCAGGAAAGCUCUCGGUCGUUACAGCGAAAGCUGCUUGUGACUAAUAACUCGAAUGACCAUGGAGAAUAUCCUGAAGAUAUAUUUAGCGACACGGAACUCAAGAAAGGGGCUGUUGUCUUGCAUAUCAUAGGGAUCUGUUACAUGUUUCUUGGCCUUGCGAUUGUAUGCGACGAGUUUUUCGUCCCAGCUUUGCAUGUCAUAUCAGAUAUACUAUCAAUUUCAGAUGAUGUUGCUGGGGCCACGUUUAUGGCAGCGGGGGGAAGUGCCCCAGAACUGUUCACCUCGAUUCUAGGAUUAUUCGUCGCAAAAACCAACAUAGGGUUUGGAACCAUAGUUGGGAGUGCAGUUUUUAACGUUUUGUUUGUAAUUGGGAUGUGCGUUGUCUUCAGCAGAACAGUCCUGCACCUCACUUGGUGGCCAUUGACGCGAGAUAGUAUGUUCUAUUCAUGCGCCCUUGGGCUACUGAUAUACUUCUUUGAGGAUUCAAUAAUCUCAUGGUGGGAAUCCUUAACUCUCUUAUGCGUUUAUAUACUUUAUGUGAUUUUCAUGUACUUCAAUGCAAGAGUUGAAUCGAAGGUUAAACGUGCUAUUGCCGUCUUCAAAGGGACAGAAGGAAAAGUCGCUCCUCAAAAUGGCAAUGAGCAUCAUUAUCAAAACUGCACCCUUCAGCUUGUCAUCCAUACGCUGGAUCCGAUUUCAGAAGCUACAGCGGAAAGUAAACUUCAUCGCCUGAAGGAGAUUCUUCAAACUGAAGUCCUUCGUGACAGUAGCAAAGAUAUGCUGAAGAAAGACAAAUAUAAGUACGGGAGAGAGGGAAGCAAGCUUAGUGAAGAUGGUGAUGCAGAUCUAAGAAAAAAAGCGAUGGUGAAUAACUAUUUAGCAGAAGCAAAGGAAAAGAAGGAGACUUCCAACAUUAGCAAGGCAUCAACAGAAAAAUCGGACGCUUAUAGUUAUGUACCAAACAGCGGACACAAUCGUGGUAUGUCACAGACAGCUAAUGAUCAAAGUAGAUCGAAUAGCGAUUCGUCAAUAUUCAGCAAUGAUCAUGCGUGUGAUGAUACGAAACGAGACAGAACGAGUAGUAUGGCCUCGUGUCAAAGCAAUAGCAUGAAACAAGGCACUGCAUCAGUUGACACACCGAAAACGGAGAGGACUGUCCGGUUUAGUGGCCGAGUGUCCAAAAUGAGCUGUGUUAGUCACCAUGGUAUGUCCCGGGUUUGCCUCAGGGAGGCAGCUGCGGAGAAGCAGGGAUCAUCAGACGAAGACGACGAGGAGCCUUUGUCACUGGCGUUUCCCGACUCGCAUCUAAUGCGUAUUUAUUAUAUUAUAAAGUUUCCAAUAGUCAUUUUGCUUUUCUUCACAUUACCCGAUGUCCGCCGACCGAAAAUGCGAAAGUUUUUCCCCUUGACUUUUAUCGGAAGUAUUUUAUGGAUUGGAGGAUUCUCAUAUUUAAUGGUGUGGUGGGCGUCGACAACAGGAUCAACGCUAGGGAUACCUCCCGAGGUUAUGGGCCUCACUUUCAUAGCAGCUGGUACAAGUAUCCCCGAUCUUAUUACUAGCGUACUGGUUGCUAGGGAAGGCCUUGGUGACAUGGCUGUGUCAAGCUCGAUUGGCAGCAACAUUUUUGAUGUGACUGUUGGGUUACCUGUCCCAUGGCUGGUGUGGAGCGGGAUUCACUCGUUCAAUGCUUAUAGGGUGGAUAGCUCUGGUCUGUUCUGCUCAACGAUUCUUCUUUUCCUAAUGCUUGUGUCAGUCGUUGCAGCUAUUGCGAUAUUCAGGUGGAGGAUGACAAAAUACCUGGCAGCUGCAAUGUUCAGCCUAUACGCGUUAUUUAUUACAAUAACAUUGCUUAUUGAAUAUAAAAAGAUAGGAUGCUUCAUCAAGUAAGCAGUUCUUAUCCUAUUUAUUGGAAAUUGAGGAUAUGUCAUGACGCUCGAGUAGCAUUCACUUGCUCACUGGAGACAAAUGUUCGUGAAGUAUAGCUUAAAGCAUGAAUAGUCACGACGUUUCCAAAUUGAAAAUCCUUCAUCCAAGAUGAUGUCAUCUGAUUUUCACAUAUGGGAGCCAGUGAUGCAACGAUUGCGUAGAUGACACGGUAUAACUAAACGACACCAUGAUGCUGUAGAAAAAGGCAACAAAACGACGGGUAACGGCACGCUACGUAAAUACAUAUAGAGAAAUUUUAAGGAAGCGUUGAAUGAUAUAGGGACCUCUGUCCUUCAUGACUGUCAUACAUACAUACUAGUCGUAUAAUAUUUGCGAUUUAGAAAGUUUCUCCAUUUAACACCGUGCUGCUACUCGUCAUUAAGCAUUCUCGUCAGUGGGCAUAACCUUAAAUCAAGUUACAAGUGACUAAUUUGAAUAAGGUCUUGUUGUAUAUACGUAAGCUGUUACUAAGUCUGCAUACAGAGAUUGUCGUUUGCUUUACUUUCAAAUAACAACUUUAUCAUUCUCAUCCCAUUUCUCGCGAAUUUUAAAAUUGAGUCAGCUCUACAAAGAGCUCUAUAAAUGGAUAAUGAAAUACUUAUCAUAUUUAUGUCAACUCUAAUUCUCUAGUGUGACAUGUUAAUACAAAUCUUUGACUGCAUUAAAAAACAAGUGAACAAUGGCUAAAUUUUGAUAAAUCCUUUAGAAUAGAGAAUUUCUACAACACAUAUCUGGCAUGGUAAAGACAGCAUCGAAACUUUGACUUAACAAACGUGUUUUAACUCUUCAGUUUCCAGUCUAUUAAGACCAUGUUAGGAAAGUUUCCUGAAAACGGCUUUACCCAACCGACUCAAAGAUGAGCAUAAAUGUUAUUUUGUGUAGAUCUGCUUUGACUGUUGUUUCGAAAAAAAGGAUCUUAAAGGUUCAAUAACGACAAAACCAUUGAGUAUUUUAAUAACGACUAGGUCUACGGAUUGAGUCUUGUUUUCUCAUAACCACAUUAGGGCAUGCACUUUGCGAUAGGCUGGAAAGUACAAUUUCACUUUCUCUUUUUCACGUGUUUACAGAGUAGUUCAAAACUGUUAGCCCAUAGAAAAAUAUUACGUCAUUUGACUAGAUGACGUAAUAUUUGCGUUCUUUGCGAUUAGCUAGCUGUAAAAUGCACUUUCACAUCUUUGUCAUUUGCAAUUCUUUGUAAAUUAUGAAUGGGAAUGGGACCCUAACUUAUGUUCAGACUUCAGACUAUUCAGAUUUUCUUCUAUUACGAAAGCAGUGAUAUAUAUUGUUACAACUCCGUUCCAAAGGGGAAGAUUGUGAUGUUUAAGAAACGAAGGUGCUUGAUAUUCUAAAGAUUGGAUAAUUGGGGGUGGCGUCUUUUAAUUGGAUGAGAUUAAGUUUUCUAAAAGCUGUCUAAAAGGUCCUAUGUUGUACUAAUGAUCUUCAAAAAGUGUCCUAUUCCUGGAAAGCUGGCGUCACCAUGGGCUCCGACACAGGUUGGAAAGUGGGGGCAUAACCCCCCGGACAACCCUUCCUCGGAGGCCCUGGGCGUCACAAUGGAACAAAUCUUUCUUUACAUAGCUGUUCCUUAUUCAGUACGGUGUGGAUCUAACUAACAGCAUGCUAAAAGGUUCAAAACCUAUCUUUUAUUUUUCUAUGCACAAUUUAGACAUACCUGUUGUAUAUUGUUAAAAGAAAAUUGUCUAGAGAAAAAGUAGUAUUUGUCUUAAACUUUAUUUUAUUUAUUAAUUAAUAUAUUUAUUGUGUAUAUUAAUUUAUGAUUUGUUGAUGUGAUUGCGUGUAAAUAAAGACAAACAAGCUAUAAAUAUAAUUGGCUGCAAAAGUUGUUUUUAUUCUCCUUAUUUUCUCAAAUAUCUUUAGAACAACUCGACUUGAAUUAACUUGAGGCGUCUUGAUAUCAAUAUGGAAUGUUGUCAUUUUCCCUAUGUUGUCACUGUCCCUUUUAUCACACUACUUACUAUUCUUUUAAUGCUGUCUGAAUUGUUAAUAAAAACCCCAAGAUAGUUUUUGCAGAAAUUUAUCUGCAGCAAGUAAAUUUCACACCAUUUUUCCCAAAUAUGUAUUUAUUAACCUUUAAAGGCAAUCUGUCUCGUUGUGGAUUGGUAAACGAGAACAAUAGCUGGAACAAUAGCCUAAACACGAUUCCAGCGCUCUGCCAUAUUUAUAACAAUGCGAUAAAUUAAAGGGGGACUGGAAACAAUAAAAAAUCCCUUUGUUCUUAUAAUCAAUCAACGUCGUGACAGAUUGCCUUUAACAUUUGAGAAAAAGAGUAAACAAAAUGUGAUUAAAAUAACCAACCCGGCCAAUAGGAUAAUAUAUGUUCAUUUCUAGAACACAUUUCAUUAGACGCUCUUUUCCACCGAAAAAAAGUUUUUAGCGACUGCCACUUAGGAUAAUCAUCACAUAGUAGUUCGUAGGCGAUGAAACAUCGAAAAAGAAUUUAUCGCAUUAAAAUAGCGAUUAACAAUGUCCCUUGUUUCAAAAUCCCUUUACUUUUGAGAUUAGGCAAGUAACUGAGAGUUUUCGUAACAAGAUCUGAAAUAUUAUUCCUUUUAGGUAGUCGCUAAAUGUGAAAUGACGAGAGUUGAGCACGGAUUAGUCUAUUUUCCCAAAGAACACAACUAUUGCUAAUAUAACGGGCACGUAGCUUGACAGCGGGAUCGUUAACUAUCUUAUGAACAGCGAAACUUCUUACUCACAAUUGCAAAAAAAGUAGCAAAGCAAUACUACCAAAACCGAAACUCCAGCGAAAAUAUCGCUAAAAAUGGACAAAAUGGAGAAUAUUUCCUUCCUAAUAUGUUACUGUUUCUCAUUUCAUCUAAUAUUGUACAUCUCAUUGUCUAUAUCCGCCUCAAGACAGAACAAGCUUCGUAUCAAUUUGAUGACUUUAUACAAAUUUGAGGACAAGAAAUAGGCUUUAGACAGCACGUGGUGCUUCGCAAAAUGUCAUUACUACCGAAGUCCUGUCUACUACAGGGGCUUAAAUGAAAAAUCAGAUAGGAAGUACCUCAGACAGAUGGCAAAUUGGAACGAAACUUCCUCGUGGGCGAUUCGUUUGAUUCAAUACAAAUAAAAACAUAUACACAAGUCAUAAACGAAACUGUCAGAUUCGUUAAAGUGAGUACAAUAAAUUGAGAUACAGAUUUAAAGUAAAAAACUGUACAACGAGAACAUUAACUAGAAAGGUUAAUACAGAGCAUUUAAGACUAGAAACACAUUUGAUAUUACCACACAGAGUUUGCGUUAGUUAUCGCCACAAACUUUGGACGAAAUUCGAAAGUUCUUUUGUAAAAACAGAGAGUCACAUGCCUAGAGCCAUUCGAAGCAAAAGGAGCGGACUUGCUAAUAAUUCAAGAGGGUAAAAAGACUCACCAAUGCAAGGUAACUGCAGAAUGAAACAAAUUCAACCAUGGGUGCUUGCAAGUUAAGUAAAUUUGAAGAGAAAGAUUCGUCAAAUACUCUUCUACCCUUGGGAUUUUAAAUACACGUUAUUGCAAAGUCCAAAUCAAACAAUUCUAAACAAUUCAAGAGUCGAUAACAC
Messenger RNA from Rhopilema esculentum, 6112 nucleotides. RefSeq names its product sodium/potassium/calcium exchanger 2. Gene Ontology annotation, molecular function: calcium channel activity; calcium, potassium:sodium antiporter activity. The record is from RefSeq and is a predicted model, not a curated record. Lineage: Eukaryota; Metazoa; Cnidaria; Scyphozoa; Rhizostomeae; Rhizostomatidae. Gene Ontology annotation, cellular component: plasma membrane. Gene Ontology annotation, biological process: calcium ion transmembrane transport; intracellular calcium ion homeostasis.